AGAGAGGCCGGUGUGCAGUCGGAAGUGCUGAUCAUGUGGCGGAUGUUUGAAUAAUCAGGAUGCGACUGAAACGCGUCUGUAUCUGUUCUAUUAAAAAUCUCUGAUCUGUAAUAAUAAUUAAUCUGUAAUAUUGAACAUUGAACUCGUCAUGCCAACGAGCAGCAGACAGAAGAAGAAGAAAGGGGGGGACGUGGCGGUGCAGGGAACCAACGACAGCAGCGUGGUGAGCAAGGUGUCGGCUGCAGCUCGGGGCUUCUUCCACGACGACCUCCUCCAGCACUUUGUGUGCAAGGAGGCCAGAAGGUCCCCGCUCAUCAACAGGGGCUACUAUGUGCGCUGGAGAGCUGUGGACCACUGCGUGAGGAGGUUUCUACACGUUACUGAAAACUGCCCUAAGAGACAGAUUCUGUCGCUGGGCGCAGGUUUCGACUCGUUGUAUUUUCGCCUGCGGGCGGAUGAGGCUCUCACCGGGGUCGUGGUGUUCGAGGUGGAUUUCCCUGAUGUGGCUCGACGUAAGACUGCUCUCAUCUCCUCUAAUAUCACACUGAGGGGGAUGUUAGACCCACAUUUACCUGCACCUACAGGAGCUGUGCACAUGUGGAGUGGUCAGUACCGUCUGUUGGGGUUGGAUGUCAGAGAGGAGUCCCGGGUGAAGGAGGCUCUGGAGGCAGCUGGGUUGGACUGGGCUGCUCCCACUCUGAUUCUGUCUGAAGUGGUUCUCACCUACAUAGAAACCCAAUGGUCGGAUGUCGUCAUCAGUUGGGCGGCUAAGCUCCUGCCUCAGUCCCUCUUUGUGAUGUAUGAGCAGAUCCGUCCUCAUGAUCCCUUUGGUUCAAUCAUGCAAGAUCAUUUCCACAAACUGAAUUCAACGCUGCACGCCCUUCGGCAGUACCCAGACGCCGCCGCUCAGAGACGCCGGUUCCUGGACAAGGGCUGGGAUCAGUGUGUGUGUCUGGAUAUGAACGACUUCUACCUGGGGCUGGUUCCUGAGGACGAGAGGCGCAGGGUGGAGGUCCUGGAGCCUUUUGAUGAAUAUGAGGAGUGGCACCAGAAAUGUUCCCACUACUUCAUCCUCACUGCCUCUCGGGGCUCUGGUACGACUCAGGCUUUACUCACACAUCCUCCAGUGUCUCCAGUGUCGUCUGUAAACCCAUCUUUGAGCCCUGUGGCCCUGAGUGUGAAGCCUGAUCCUGCUUGUGUGGAGGGUUUGGGGAUGGCCUCCACCUCGGUGAGCCCAGGACGCCUCCUGCUGACAGGAGGCUCCAGCCGGGGGGGCAGGGGGGCAGUGAGUCGAGUCCUCCUCCGAGGGCAGGAAGGGUGGAGGUCCGUCACCGUGGAGCCGUCACUAGACUUGGGCGUCCGACUGUACCACACGGUGACGUCCUGUCCCGGAGGAGCUGCGGUGGUGUACGGAGGUCGCUCCUCUCCUCUCAGUCCAGCCAGGGGCCUUUUUAAAGUAGUGCUGGACCCUGCUGGACCCCCUGCCCCUCUGGACAGAGUUAAACUCUGUGUAGAGGAGAUGCUCUGUACGGGGGAUCCACCUCCACCAAGAUGGAGGCACACUGCUGCCAUCGUCAGUCACAAAGGCAGAGACUUUCUGUUUGUUUAUGGAGGAAAGAAUGAAUCUGAGGCUGUUCUGGGUGACGCCCACUUCCUGUGUCUGGACCAGCAGCUUUGGACUGAGGUCCCAGUGGAGGGGGCGGCACCAGAGCCACACCACUCCCACUCCGCAUGCUCAUAUCAGGGAGGUGUGGUGAUGUUCGGAGGUCUGGACCGGAGGGGGGUUCCUCUGGGGGACACGGUCGUGCUCAGGCCCACUGACAGAGGCUUCUCCUGGGAGAGAAUAGAGCUGCAGCCCCCCCCGGUCCCCAGAUACUCUCAUUCUGCCCACGUGAUUGGACAGAAGCUAGUUGUGGUGGGCGGGGUCUGGAUGCAUUCCGAUGGCGUACCGGGUGUUGUCAUGAUCGACCUCGCCACACGGAGCAGCGUGGAGUUCAGCCUGGACACGAGCCGGGUGCCGUGGCCUCUGAUGCUUCACUCCUUCUGCUGCGAGCUGACGGACUCACGAGAACCACAGCUGCUCCUGAUUGGUGGAGGAGGAAACUGCUUCUCCUUCGGGACUCAUUUCAACCCCCAGCCGGUCACUGUGAACCUCAGGCCCGUCCUGGGAUGAAGCUUUUCUAGAAUCAGUUUAAAAACUCUGGACCGAGCACUCAAGUCCACUCAUUUGGUCCGAACACUUUGUGUAAAUGAGGUCGUUUGGAGCUGAAUUUGAACAUCGGGGCUAACAGACACUUUGAUGACAUCACAGUUUGAAGACGUGCUCAUCAUUUACUUCAGUUGUCUUCUAUUUGGCUGCAAACGCUGUUUACCCCUGAAACUCAAACACUUCACCCCCCCACCCCCCACCACAGUGGUUAGUAGAUAAUGAGUUUUCAGUGAACGAUCACUUUCAGGACACAUCAUGUCUAAAAGAUAUCACUCCACAGAAAUGUCUCCAGAGGUUUAGCUGGACAGGUUUUUAUUUGCGAGACCUCAGAAUGGAUACAUGAGAUUGGUGUUUUCGAUGGAGGGUAAAUCAUUCAGUGAAGCGCCUGAAGGACAGGACUGUGGGGCUGCUGGCCCCCCAGUCGCCAGGUUUGCAGUACUCUCCCUUCUCCAGGAAGUACUGGCGUCCACGGUAGUUGGGAUGCUCGUAGAAAACCCACCAGCCGUCGAAGACCUUGCAGGAGUUGACCUCCCUCCAGCGGAACUUCUCCAGGAGGGAGGGACAGUCCUCUGUGGCCUCGAAGGCCUGGCCCCCGAAGUCUGCCCUCUCAUAGAGCUGCAUCUUGUACAGGGUCCCACUGGUCUGGAGGGGG
This is a messenger RNA of Platichthys flesus (European flounder), 2861 nucleotides long. It is a transcript of the gene lcmt2, whose product is annotated as leucine carboxyl methyltransferase 2. The record is from RefSeq and is a predicted model, not a curated record. The transcript has 14 exons. Bases 149 to 2173 code for a protein of 674 amino acids. Gene Ontology annotation, molecular function: protein binding; tRNA methyltransferase activity. Gene Ontology annotation, biological process: wybutosine biosynthetic process; tRNA methylation. NCBI's taxonomy places the organism in Eukaryota, Metazoa, Chordata, Actinopteri, Pleuronectiformes, Pleuronectidae.